This is a messenger RNA of Talaromyces rugulosus, 1425 nucleotides long. RefSeq lists its product as uncharacterized. NCBI's taxonomy places the organism in Eukaryota, Fungi, Ascomycota, Eurotiomycetes, Eurotiales, Trichocomaceae. The coding region runs from base 1 to 1425 and encodes 474 amino acids. The record is from RefSeq and is a predicted model, not a curated record. The transcript is spliced from 2 exons. Gene Ontology annotation, molecular function: aspartic-type endopeptidase activity. Gene Ontology annotation, biological process: proteolysis.
AUGCAUCUUCCCCAAUAUGCGCUCUCCACGGUCGUUUUGUCCACAGGCGUGAAUGCCUUCUACCCAUACCUCCGGACCUCCGUCGCCAACUCGGCUUUGGACCGCCGAUUCUAUCCCUAUCAGUUCGGUGCAUCUGUCGACGAUGACACUGCCGGCCUCCCCACCUUGCCUCUCAAAAAACGCUCUACUCCGAGACGACGAGACAAUCAUUACACAGUCAUCGAAGGAAACCCCCCGUCAACCCCGAACAGCGUAGCCGUCAAUGAUGAUGGCCAAGAUUUCUCAUACUUUUUCCCCAUGGAGUUUGGUUCGAAAAACCAGUCGAUGUGGAUGCUUUUCGAUACUGGAGGUACCAACACCUGGGCGUUUAGCGAUGACUGCACCGUGAAGGCGUGCGAGAUGCACAACACAUUCGGUUCUAGCGACUCGACAACCUUGCAGACGUCCACUGACCCAUUCAACGUUGGCUAUGGAACUGGCACAGUGACCGGAAUCCUGGGCAAUGACAUUGUUUCGUUUGCCGAUUUCAGCAUGAACCUCACCUUUGGUCUGGUCAACAAUGCGUCCAGCGAUUUCGAGGACUACCCCAUGGAUGGAAUUCUUGGACUGGGCCGCUCAAACUCUAGCACCACCGGCACUCUUACGGCGAUGGAAACCAUUGCUCAAUCAAAUACCUUACAAUCAAACAUCAUCGGCAUCUCCUUGCAACGAAGCUCAGACGGCGCGAAAGACGGAGAAAUCACAUUCGGUGGCGUCGACGACACCAAGUUUACUGGAAACAUCACUUAUACCGAUACUUCUUCCGAUACAACCCAAUGGCGAAUUCCACUGGACGACGCCGUCGUGAAUGGCCAGCCGCUUAACUUCACCGGCAAGUCCGCCAUUAUCGACACCGGAACAUCGUACAUUUUUCUCCCUCCCACCGACGCUGCUGCAGUUCAUGCGUUGAUAUCUGGGUCGGCUCCUGAAGGGGAAAAUUUCAAGAUUCCAUGCUCAUCGAAUACGACUGUGCAAUUCACAAUUUCCGCAGUAACAUAUGAUGUUUCACCCAAGGAUUAUGUCGGCUCUACAGCUGAUAACACUGGGACAACGUGUUAUUCCAACAUCAUUGGUGUCCAGACUUCCGGUGCUGACACUUGGCUCCUGGGAGACGUGUUCUUGAAAAAUGUGUACAGCGUCUUCGACUUUGACCAGAACCGGAUUGGCUUUGCUGCUCGUAAUGGCACCGUUGCGACGACGUCGGCGAACACUGCUGCAACCGCCGACUCAACCAGCCCGGCUACAGCCAGCGCAGACUCUCCUACCGGUACCGCUGCUGCGGCAACCCAAAGCCCAGUUCAAACUGGCAGCGCCGCCUCAUUCGCCCAUUCGAAGGCUGCUCUUCUGGCUGGUGCUAUAUCCAUUUAUACCCUCGUCUACGUAUAA